Molecule: messenger RNA, 819 nt
Organism: Cordyceps fumosorosea ARSEF 2679
Lineage: Eukaryota; Fungi; Ascomycota; Sordariomycetes; Hypocreales; Cordycipitaceae
Product: chromo domain-containing protein
Exons: 6
Coding region: 1-819 (272 amino acids)
Biological process (GO): negative regulation of transcription by RNA polymerase II; chromatin organization
Cellular component (GO): pericentric heterochromatin; nucleus
Molecular function (GO): chromatin binding
Source: RefSeq, a predicted model, not a curated record
AUGCCACCGGCAAUCAGUGAUGACGAAUCCUCCGACGUGGACGCUCACCUGCCCGUCGCGAGCUGGCGCGAAGACGACGAUGGCGAGGCUCGCCCAGCGCGACGAACGGCGGCUGCGACCAAGCCCACAUCAGUCGAUUUAGACGACGAUGAGGACCAAGAAGACGAAGAAAAAGAACAAAGCGGAGAAGCAAAGACGAGCGACGCCGAGAAUGGCAACGACGAUGAUGAUGAUGACGACGAGGAGGGCGAUGAGGACGUAUUCAUUGUCGAAGCCAUCAAAAAGCACAUGAUUGACGAAGACGGCUCACUGAAGUUUCACGUCAAGUGGGAAGGCUACGACAAGAAGGCGGAUAUGACAUGGGAGCCCGAAGAGAACCUCGAGGAAUCGGCCAACGAGAUUCUAGAGGAGUACUUCAACAAAAUCGGCGGACGCGACAGCAUCUUCAAGGAGACGGCCAAGGCGCUGUCGGGCAAGAAGCGCGGGCGCAAGGGCUCGUCGGCGGUAGCGGGCGGCGUAUCCGCAGACCCGACGCCGACGAAGCGAUCGCGCAAGAGCAACGGGACGCAUCCGAGUCAAUCAACGCCGCCCGCAUCGACAAAGCCGUGGAGCCCGCCCGCCGGUUCGUGGGAGGAGGCGAUUCAGUCGAUUGACGCCUGCCACGACGAGGGUUCGGGGAACCUCAUGGUCUACCUGGUGUGGAAGAAUGGCAAGAAGACGAAGCACACUACCCAGGUAAUUUACGCAAAGUGCCCGCAAAAGAUGCUCCAGUUCUACGAGCAGCACAUUAAGAUUGUCAAGCCCGAGGAGGAGUCUUGA